CGAGGGAACACAACGACAUUCUCAAAAUCAGACAUGGAUUCCAGAACAGCAUUCUGCGCUGCUCUGCUACUGGCGACGCUGCUGCCUCUUUCAGCUAACGCGUCGAGCAAACUCUAUAUCGUGUAUAUGGGGGAGAAGAAGCAUGAUGAUCCGUCCGUGGUCAUGGCGUCUCACCAUGAUAUGCUAACAUCUGUUUUUGGGAGCAAGGAUGAAGCCUUGAUGUCCAUAGUUUACAGUUACAAGCAUGGAUUUUCUGGGUUCGCGGCUAUGCUCACCAAAUCUCAAGCCGAGGCAAUAGCAAAAUUUCCUGAAGUUGUCUCUGUAAAGCCUAACACUUUUCACCAAACACACACAACUCGGAGCUGGGACUUCCUUGGCCUUGACCAUAAUCAGCCAGCACAUCAACUUGGACUACUAAAAAAAGCAAAGUACGGUGAAGAUAUCAUCGUUGGAGUGAUCGAUUCAGGAAUAUGGCCUGAGUCACGAAGUUUUGAUGACAAUGGCUAUGGACCCGUGCCGGCACGGUGGAAAGGAAAAUGUCAGAGUGGCCAGAAGUACAACGCCACUGGUUGCAACAGAAAGAUCAUCGGUGCGCGUUGGUAUGGUCGUGGCAUCAGUGCUGAGUCGCUAAAGAGAGACUAUAAGUCGCCAAGGGACAUGGACGGCCAUGGCACACACGUCGCCUCAACUAUAGCCGGCGGGGAAGUGCAGGGCGUGAGCUACCGAGGCCUAGGCAAGGGUGUGGCACGCGGCGGGGCACCACGUGCGCGGCUCGGUAUCUACAAAGUGUGCUGGGUGGAUCAGGGUUGCCCUGACGCGGCGGUCCUAGCUGCCAUAGACGACGCCAUACAUGAUGGGGUGGACGUCUUGUCGCUCUCUGUUGGACUCGCUGGUCAUGAGUUCUCCGGGUCGUUGCAUGCUGUGCAAAGAGGGAUCUCUGUCGUCUUUGCUGGAGGUAACGAUGGUCCUGUGCCACAGACGGUGACGAACGCCGUGCCAUGGGUUACGACGGUGGCCGCUAGCACAAUUGACCGGUCUUUCCCGACCUUGAUAUCACUCGGGAACAAAGAAAAACUGGUGGGGCAAUCUCUAAACUACAAUGCAGCCAUGAACAACAGCGGCUUUCAGGACCUCGUUCAUGCGGGGAGAUGCGACACAGAAUCACUAGCAUUGAGCAACGUCACCGGCAAAACUGUCCUCUGUUAUGCACCAGCCCAGGCGGCCACCACACCACCAAGAGCAGUACUCUCUCGUUUCAUCAACCGGACCAUCGAGGCCGGUGCGAAGGGCCUCAUCUUCGCACAGUACACCGUCAACCUUCUUGAAAUCCUGACCAGCUGUGAAGGAUUUAUGCCUUGCGCGGUGGUGGAUUUCGAGAUCGCGCAAAGAAUCGCCUCCUACUGGGAAAUGACUGAGAAUCCGGUGGUGAAGAUAUCGCCAGCCGAAAGCAUUGUUGGAAAUGGGGUGUUGUCACCAAUUGUUGCCAUGUUCUCGUCGAGAGGCCCAAGCCCUGCUUUCCCCGGCAUACUCAAGCCCGACGUUACUGCACCCGGCGUCAGCAUUUUGGCAGCGGAGCGCGACUCCUAUGUUUUCAAAUCUGGGACAUCCAUGGCAUGCCCACAUGUCUCUGCGGUGACCGCAAUGCUCAAGUCAGUUCACCGUGACUGGUCACCUGCCAUGAUCAAGUCUGCCAUCGUCACCACGGCAUACGUAACCGAUCGGUUUGGUAUGCCCAUCCAAGCAAACGGAGUACCGAGGAAACUAGCCGACCCAUUUGACUUUGGUGGUGGCCACAUGGACCCGGAGAGAGCUGUUGACCCUGGCCUUGUUUACGACCUGGAUGCAAGGGAGUACAACAAGCUCUUCAACUGCACACUUGAAUUAUCAGAUGGUUGCAAGUCGUACAACCUGAACCUCAACCUCCCGUCGAUCACUGUGCCAGACCUCAUGGACCAUGUCAUUCUUCAACGCACUGUAACUAACGUUGGGCCAGCGGAAGCAACUUAUCAUUUAGUGACUGAAGCUCCGGCGGGGAUAGAUGUGUCUGUGGAACCAUCAGUGAUCAAUUUCACUCAAGGCGGCAGUAGAAGAGCGACAUUUACAGUGACAUUUAAGACAAGGCAGAGAGUUCAAGGCGGAUACACUUUUGGGAGCUUGACUUGGUCAGAUGGAAGUACCCACUCAGUAAGAAUUCCUGUUGCGAUACGCACAGUGAUACAAGACUUUGUUGCUGAUACAGCUUAAAGUCGAAUCAAGUUAUUGUACACCUUCUUGAUGUAUCCAUGUAUAGUUUCCAUACGAAAAUGUAGGAGAAACACUGAAUAUCAAAAUUUGUACAUCAUCACAGGAAAUUUUAUACUGGAAUAAUACAAUUCUUUGUGAA
This is a messenger RNA of Hordeum vulgare subsp. vulgare (domesticated barley), 2383 nucleotides long. Its product is annotated as subtilisin-like protease SBT3.9. Gene Ontology annotation, molecular function: serine-type endopeptidase activity. The transcript is spliced from 10 exons. Gene Ontology annotation, biological process: proteolysis. The coding region runs from base 34 to 2244 and encodes 736 amino acids. Lineage: Eukaryota; Viridiplantae; Streptophyta; Magnoliopsida; Poales; Poaceae. The record is from RefSeq and is a predicted model, not a curated record.